AUGACGGUGACCUACGAGGGACUUCGAACCCACAGUAGCCUUGCAUUGCAAGGGGUGAUUAUUACGCUAUUUACAUAAAUACGCAGUGACUGUGUUGUGCAUUUCGUUAAUAUUACAGGCUGUGCAUUCCUCAACAGUAUCAGUAAGUGCUGGUUUGUAUUCGAUACUGAAGAGUAAAGAUGACGUCAUCAGAGGCUGGUCGCGAAGUAGACGAUAUCACAGAUAUUCGACAGCGAUUCCACAGAUACGACAUUCGUAACGGUGCCGUUAAUAUACCCUCUGACAGUCUAUAUCCUCAUUUGAAAAGAGCCAGUGUGUUGGUGCCAAUCUUUCUCAAGAACCAGCAAUGGCGAAUCUUGCUCACAGUGCGCUCACACAAGCUGAGAACUCACACCGGAAGUGUAGCGCUCCCUGGCGGCCUUAGGGAUGACUCUGACGUCGACGAAGUGGACACUGCCAUCAGAGAAGCCGAGGAAGAGAUUGGUCUGCUGAGACGUGACGUCACAGUUCUAGCGGUUCUGUUUCCCAAUAUCGUGAGGCCGGGUUACAUCGUGUUCCCUGUGGUUGCCGUCAUACCAAGCUGGUUCCAGGCCAGGCCUAACCCCGACGAGGUUGCCACGGUUUUCGAUCUCCCGCUAGAUACAUUCUUACACGACUUUCGCGUACAGAAUUGGAGUAUGUUCAGUAUUGAUAUCAGUAUCGUCCACUUCCCUCGUUUUGUGGACAGUGUAAAGAUGGAUAUCUGGGGUUUCACCGCCAGGCUUUGUAUGUGGACGGCGAACAUCGUGUACAAUACUGGGGGAACAAUCGGUGGACUAAGUGACCGGCGAGCAUGCGCCGGUGAUGAUGUCUAUAGUCAGCAUAGAUUUCUGUUCUACUAUCUGUGCCAACACUCACGAAUGUGAUGAAACCAUUUCGUUACACCCACAUUGGUGAGAACAUCAUGCGUUGUUUACAUAACACAUACUUCCACUUGUUAACACAUACUAUUAUCCUGUUCAAUUAUUUAGACCCAAAGUUUUUUGCAAAUGUUACGUUUAUUUCCUAUUCGAUAUUUGUUUUCUUUGCAUUUACAUGAAAACAAACCCAAACCCCAACAGGUUUUA
Molecule: messenger RNA, 1106 nt
Organism: Gigantopelta aegis
Lineage: Eukaryota; Metazoa; Mollusca; Gastropoda; Neomphalida; Peltospiridae
Exons: 2
Coding region: 180-905 (241 amino acids)
Biological process (GO): coenzyme A catabolic process
Molecular function (GO): coenzyme A diphosphatase activity; acetyl-CoA hydrolase activity
Source: RefSeq, a predicted model, not a curated record